AUGGUUAGGGCGGAUGCAUCCAUCAACAUCAAUGUGCUCCUAAAUGUCACGGCCGCACACUUUGGGUUCAGGCUGACGUACAGGAGGGUCUGGCUGGCGAAGCAGAAAGCUGUUGCCGUUAUCUAUGGUGACUGGGAUAAGUCAUACAACGAGCUCCCUAGGUGGGUGUUAGGAGUCCAGUUGACCAUGCCUAGUACUAUUGCAGUCCUUAGGACUAGCCUUGUUCGAGUUGGGGGACAGCUGGACGAGUCUCAGGCUUAUUUUCACAGGCUGUUCUGGACGUUCCCACCUUGUGUCGAGGCAUUCAGUCAUUGCAAGUCGUUGCACGUGACACCGCAUCCGGGUCUGCUGGUUAUUUUGGACAGGCAUAACGGCAUCAAGGCCGCGCUUGAGGCUCCCGACAGGGGAUGGCUACCUCCAGCUGCAUACCGGGCAUUCUGCAUUCGACACGUAGCAGCAAAUUUCGCCCUCACCUUCAAGGGAAAAGACGCUCGGAGGCUUCUUGUGAAUGCCGCAUAUGCUAAGACCGAGGUCGAGUUCGAUUACUGGUUUGACAUUCUGCGCUCUGAAAAUCCAGCGAUGUGUGAUUGGGCGAACCGGAUUGAGUAUUCAUUGUGGACACAAUAUUGUGAUGAGGGCCGCAGAUUCGGGUACAUGACGACCAAUAUCUCUGAAUGUGUGAACUCAAUCCUCAAGGGUGUCAGGAACCUCCUUGUGUGCUCGCUGGUGAAGGCCACAUACGGAAGGUUGGCCGAACUAUUUGUUCGCAAGGGGAGAAAGGCUGAGGCCCAGCUGGGUACCGAACAACAAUUCAGUCAACACCUGCUGGGUACCGAACAACAAUUCAAUCAACACCUGGUGAAGUGUAUCGAGGCCAAUUUGAAGACGGCGAGGUGCUUCACCAUGACUGUAUACGACAAGGAUAACUCGGAGUACACCGUGGCAGAGACGACUCUGACUGGUUCGUUCUCACUGAGUAGCUACAGGGUCUCACUUGGUUCUCAGACAUGUGACUGUGGAUACUUCCAGGCACUUCAUUUCCCGUGUCCGCACGCAUUGGCAUGCUGUGCCUACUCACGGGUUACAUGGCAGCCAUACGUCCACCAGGUGUAUCGUCUUAGUUCGGUCUUCAGUGUCUAUCAGAUGGGAUUCACACCUCCCAUUCUGGAGGGUUUCUGGCCACCAUAUGACGGGCCGACCGUGAUACCGGACCCGAACAAGAGGCGUGCGAGGGAGGGUCGUCCCGGGUCCACUCGGAUACGGACCAAUAUGGAUGAGGCAGAUCCGAACCGGCCUAAGAGAUGUGGCCUCUGUCGGUAA
Molecule: messenger RNA, 1320 nt
Organism: Arachis ipaensis
Lineage: Eukaryota; Viridiplantae; Streptophyta; Magnoliopsida; Fabales; Fabaceae
Molecular function (GO): zinc ion binding
Source: RefSeq, a predicted model, not a curated record